This is a messenger RNA of Stegostoma tigrinum, 495 nucleotides long. Its product is annotated as large ribosomal subunit protein eL24-like. Gene Ontology annotation, cellular component: cytosolic large ribosomal subunit. The coding region runs from base 1 to 495 and encodes 164 amino acids. Gene Ontology annotation, molecular function: mRNA binding; structural constituent of ribosome. Lineage: Eukaryota; Metazoa; Chordata; Chondrichthyes; Orectolobiformes; Stegostomatidae. The transcript is spliced from 3 exons. Gene Ontology annotation, biological process: cytoplasmic translation. The record is from RefSeq and is a predicted model, not a curated record.
AUGAAGGUCAAACUAUGCAGUUUUAAUGGAUAUAAAACAUACUCAAGUCAUGGGAAGCACUAUGCCAGCAUUAAUGGGAAUAAGGUCAGUAGGGAUGACCCAGUCAAAUGUGUGUCAGCGUUCCUCUUCAAUGGAAACACUCAACAGAUCACCUGGACUGUCUUGUACAGGCAAAAGUAUGAAAAGGGGCAGUCUGAAGAGAUUCAGAAAAAGCACUCCUGUUGCGCAGUGAAGUUCCAAGCUCUGCCUGGUGCCUCCCUGGCUGAGAUUGUGGCUAAGAGGAGUCAGAGACAUGAGGUGCGCAAGGCUCAACGUGAACAAGCAUGCAGAGCUGCCAAAGAGGCAAAGCAGGCCAAACCUGCAGCAGAGAAAGUCAGUGCCGCUCCAGCUAAGGCUUCUCAGAAUGCAGCGCCCAAACAAACGUUUGCUAAGCCAAUUAAGUCUCAGGUUCCACAUGCUGGUGGAAAAUGCUGUAUAACUGCACCUGUAAAAUAA